Molecule: messenger RNA, 2625 nt
Organism: Lobosporangium transversale
Lineage: Eukaryota; Fungi; Mortierellomycota; Mortierellomycetes; Mortierellales; Mortierellaceae
Product: von Willebrand factor type A domain-domain-containing protein
Exons: 2
Coding region: 1-2625 (874 amino acids)
Source: RefSeq, a predicted model, not a curated record
AUGCAAAUACUCAUUUGUGGACUUUCUUCUGUGGGCAAUCAUAACAAAUAUUUGCCCUUAGUUGACAUCAAAGCCCACACAGAGAUCCUGGCCCUCAACUCUCGCACGAAACUCACUCAAACUUUCAUCAAUCCGUCUAAUGACACCAUUCCUGAAUUACAAUACACUUUUCCUCUUUACGAUGGUGUCAGUGUCGUCAGUUUCAAUUGCCAAAUUGGUGAUAGGUUGAUUAAAGGUCAAGUUAAGGAACGAUUCCAAGCCAGAACUGAAUUUAAUGACGCUGUCGGCCAGGGCAAGGCUGCCGUGCUUUUGGAGCAGCUUCCCGAUGCGUCGGAUGUCUUCACUAGCUCGGUUGGUAAUGCGCCUCCAGGGUCGACCAUUCUUGUCGAGAUCACGUUCAUUGGUGAGCUCAAACACGAUGCGGAAAUCGAUGGUACUCGUUUCACUAUCCCCACGAAAAUUAUGCCACGAUAUGGCCAAUAUCCAGUGGAGCUCUAUACGGGUGUCCAUGUCCAAAAGGCUACAGGGGGUAGCCUUCAGGUCACAGUUGAUAUUAUCAUGCCCGACCAAAAACCUAUUCAACAAAUCCAAUCACCUAGUCACCCUAUUGCUGUUUCUAUCGGCACCACUUCUAUCGCUCCCAACGCCACGCCCACUAUGUCUAAAGCAUCGGCCACACUUAGUCUUGGUAGAGCAGAACUGGAUAAAGAUUUCGUCAUUCAUGUCUUGGCCAAGGACACAGGCGAUCCUAGUGCUAUCCUUGAGACCCAUCCUUCUAUUCCUAACCAGCGGGCUCUGAUGACCACGCUUGUCCCUCGGUUUCAACUUCCUCCAGAGAAACCAGAAAUUAUCUUUGUCUGCGACCGCAGCGGCAGCAUGCAAGGAACAGCGAUUUCAUUAGCAAGAUCAGCAUUAAAUGUCUUCUUGAAGAGCUUGCCUGUCGGUGUAAAGUUCAACAUUUGCUCUUUUGGCAGCAACUACUCCUUCCUCUGGGAUAAAAGCCAGAUAUAUUCUCAAAACACAUUGGAUCAAGCUAUCAAUUAUGUAAAGAAGAUGAGGGCCAACAUGGGGGGCACGGAGAUGUUUCCGUGUAUCAAAGCGACAGUGGAAAAACGAAGCCAGGAUAUGCCUCUGGAGAUCAUGUUGCUUACCGAUGGUGAGAUAUGGAACCAAGAUCAGCUCUUUUCGUACUUGAAUAAAGAGGUUAUGGAGAGCAAGAUGCCAAUCCGCGUCUUUACUUUGGGUGUUGGUAAUGGUGUCUCUCAUGCACUGAUCGAAGGUGUUGCCAAGGCUGGAAAUGGGUUCUCGCAGGCUGUGGGCGAAGGCGAAAAGAUGGACAAGAAGGUGGUUCGCAUGCUCAAGGGUGCACUCUCACCUCAAAUUACCAAUUACACGCUGGAGGUGAAGUACGGCGAUGCUACCGAAGAGAACAGCGGCAAGGCGAAUGAGGAUGACGAAGGGUUUGAGAUGGUUGAAAGAGUGACAGACAGCCUUGAAGUCAAACUAAAUAUUACGAAGGAAAAGAAGCCGAUUUCUCUCUUUGAAAAGUCUAUUGACCUUGAUAAGACCCCCUCCGAUGGCGACGAGGACCUGCCACAAUUGGCCCCUCCAAAGCUGUUGCAGGCGCCACAUGUCAUUCCUCCACUCUACGCUUUCAACCGAACAACUGUAUAUCUUCUCAUGGGCCCUGGGUCCAACCCAAGGACUCCAAAAUCUGUAAUCCUUCGCGGAGAGUCAUGGAGAGGCCCACUUGAGCUUGAAAUCCCCAUCCAAGUGCUUGAUACUCCUGGAGAAACCAUUCACCAGAUGGCUGCCAGGAAGGCUAUUGCAGAACUUGAACAGGGCCGUGGCUGGAUUACUCAGGCCAAGGACGACAAAGACACUUUGAUCAAGGUCAAAUUUGGUGGGGCGGUUUUUGAACGCUUGGUUGAAAAAGAGGCAGUUCGCUUGGGUAUUCAAUACCAGAUCUCAAACAAAUGGUGUUCGUUCGUUGGAGUCGAGGAUACGUCUCAAAAUAGGGCAGUAGGCAGUAAUAACAGCACAGGUUGGAAUAUAUCCUCACCGCCAGCCUACAACUAUGUCAUCUCAGCGCCUUCCCUCCGUAGUCAAGCUUCACCUCAAGCUCCUCCAUCCCAGUCUCAGCCUGACCCUAAAUCAAUCCCUGGCUCUGGCUCCUCAAGAUCACGCCAGUGGAGUGAACCUUCAGGAAGCUACGCAGAAGAGGAAGACGAGGAUGAAGAAAUGACCAUGUGCCAUUUCGCUGAAGUAUCAAUCAAUACAUCUUCGUCUGGUGUUGCAUCAGAGCAUCAUUUGAAAGGAUUACUCGCGUUACAAACAUUUGAGGGAUCAUGGAAAUGGGAGUCAGCACUGUUCUCUUGCCUUGGUCUCAAGCCUGAUGAAGUUGCAAAGCAGCUGGCAGUCAAGGAUACCAAAAACAACGCCUCUUCUUCAAGGGCGACAGCUGUGGCAACUGCUCUUGCCAUCAAGUUCUUUGAGAAAAAACUGGCCAGUGAAAAGGAUAUCUGGGACCUGGUUGUCCAAAAGGCCAGAUUAUGGAUAGAGGAGCACAUGGGAGCGGCCCAAGCAGUAGAUCUUUUGAACAGAGUCGAUGAACUCAUUAAGUAA